UACUGCCACUCAAAUUUUCCACUUAUAGUCAGGCCCUCCAUGAUACCAUGAACGUGAAGACACUAACUCACCCCUGAAUGAGUAUAUAAACCCUGUGGAAGGGGGCUGACCAUAGACAAUUUCUGCUCUGCCUUGGCCCAGAAGCCACAGCAAUGAAGCUCCACACUGCAGCAAUCCUGCUCCUCUUCUGGCUUGGCAUCUUCACUGUGCACACAGUUAAAGGAAGCGCUAGUAGUCAGUCCAUGCGCAGAUACAGUUGUGCAACUCUGUCUCCAAGGCAACUGAACAUCCGAAAUCUCAUAAGCUAUGAAAAGCAACAAGUACCAAUAGAUGCCAUCAUGUUUAUCACUGCAAAAGGUAUCAGGAUCUGUGUAGGUGCUAAUCAGCAAUGGGUGCAGACUGCUAUGAGGAGAAUAGAUGAAAGACGGGCUGCCAAACGCAGAUAAUCCAAGUAUCUAAGGCCAACUAUCUGGAAUCAUCAUCAGUGCUGCCGAUAACAAGGAAGAAAACCUUACUACCUGCUUUUGUUUCUUAUUUAUUAAGUGGCAAUAAAGUCUUGGAACAAAAACAAACUCACCAGAAUCUAUUCAUCACUGUUUGAAUGUCUGCAGACUUCUUCAUUUUAUGGUUGUACUCUAUUAGUCUAGAUUUUUCUGAAAUGUUUGCUAAUAUUUAUUUACAACUGAAUGUAGAUAUCAUCUCACCCUUGCUGUCCUGACCAGGAUGGCCUUUAACAGGGAAUGACUGAUAGUUUUACAGAGUGUAGUGAAGACGACCUCCCACAGAGCUGGA
Messenger RNA from Corvus hawaiiensis (hawaiian crow), 792 nucleotides. Its product is annotated as lymphotactin-like. The transcript has 3 exons. The record is from RefSeq and is a predicted model, not a curated record. Gene Ontology annotation, molecular function: CCR chemokine receptor binding; chemokine activity. Gene Ontology annotation, biological process: cellular response to type II interferon; neutrophil chemotaxis; immune response. The coding region runs from base 153 to 446 and encodes 97 amino acids. Lineage: Eukaryota; Metazoa; Chordata; Aves; Passeriformes; Corvidae. Gene Ontology annotation, cellular component: extracellular region.